AUGUUUAGACUCGCAAUCAGACAGAAUUUACUUGGAAACCUUUCAAGGCGUUCCCUCUCCACCACUCCUUCCACCCACCAACUCCAGAAAUUCGCUUUCCCAGCCAUGUCCCCUACCAUGACUGAAGGUGGUAUCGCCUCUUGGAAGAAACAAGCCGGCGAUUCCUUCACUGCUGGUGAUGUUCUCCUCGAAAUUGAAACCGACAAGGCCACCAUGGACGUCGAAGCCCAGGAUGAAGGUGUUCUCGCUAAAAUUAUGCUCGGCGAUGGCAACAAAUCAAUCCCUAUUGGUACUCCCAUCGCUAUCCUCGCUGAGCAGGGCGAUGACCUCUCUGGCGCAGACGCUUUAGCUGAGCAGGCUGCCGCUGAGAGUAAGGAGUCUGCCACUGAAGAGAAGCCUGAGGAGAAGCCUGAGCAAAAGUCUGAGCAGAAACCAGAACAAAAGUCUGAAAAAACCCCAGAGAAGCCUAAAGAAUCCACUUCCACUCCUCCACCAAACACCCCUCGCCAAACCAUCGCCGCCACUCCAAUCGCUCGCAAGUUGGCUCUCGAAAGAGGUGUCCCUCUCAUGCAGCUCAAGGGCUCCGGCCCAGAAGGUCGCAUCACAAAGGAGGACGUCGAAAAUUACAAGGCUGCUCCAGCAACCGCCGCACCUUCCGCACCUUCAAAGAACGCCGCCCCUCUCUUCGAAGACAUGCCUGUAUCCAACAUGCGCAAAGUUAUUGGCCAGCGUCUCUCAGAGUCCAAGUCACAGACUCCUCACUACUACGUAACACACGAGGUAGACCUCAGCAAGCUUCUCAAGCUGCGCACAGUCUUUAACGGUGCUGCUGAAGCUGAGAAGCGUGCCAAGCUCUCCGUAAACGACUUUAUCCUCAAGGGUGUCGCACUCGCCUUGAAGGAAGUCCCUGAAGCUAACCAGGCAUGGCUCGGCGACACCAUCCGUCAAUACCACCAAGCAGACAUCAGUGUAGCUGUUGCCACCCCCACCGGUCUCAUAACCCCUAUCAUCAAAAACGCUGGUGCAAAGGGAUUGGCUGAGAUUAGCGCAGAGACAAAGACUCUCGCUGGUAAAGCACGUGAUGGUAAACUCAAACCUGAUGAGUACCAAGGAGGUACCUUCACCAUCUCUAACCUCGGAAUGCUCGGCGUGGACAGUUUCACAGCUAUCAUUAACCCUCCACAAAGCUGCAUCCUUGCAGUUGGUGCUUCCUCACCUAAGCUCGUCUUGGAUGACUCAACUGAAAAAGGCUUCCGUGAAAUUCAAACUCUCAAACUCACUAUGAGCUCGGACCACCGCGUCGUCGAUGGCGCUAUCGCUGCUAGAUUCCUCGCUGCACUCAACAAAAUCCUCGCUGAGCCUCUCUCCUUGAUGCUCUGA
Messenger RNA from Wallemia ichthyophaga EXF-994, 1380 nucleotides. RefSeq lists its product as uncharacterized. Gene Ontology annotation, biological process: pyruvate decarboxylation to acetyl-CoA. The coding region runs from base 1 to 1380 and encodes 459 amino acids. The transcript has 3 exons. Lineage: Eukaryota; Fungi; Basidiomycota; Wallemiomycetes; Wallemiales; Wallemiaceae. Gene Ontology annotation, molecular function: dihydrolipoyllysine-residue acetyltransferase activity. Gene Ontology annotation, cellular component: pyruvate dehydrogenase complex. The record is from RefSeq and is a predicted model, not a curated record.